UUGUUGUUACACUUAGACGCCUUGUAUUAUUUAGUGUUUUCUUUUUUCUUUUCUUUUUUUGUCCUAGUGUAUGCUCUCAACUAUUAUAUAACCAGCUAACUCUAACAACCUCUCUCCCCCACACUAGACUUUUGGAGGUAUUUCAGAUUGAGAGAGAAAGAUGUUGAAGUUGAGAUCAAAGAGGUUUUCCAGGAGCAACUCCAAGCUUGGAAGCGGGGCCAACGGUGGCAGUGUUGGAGGGGCUCGAAAAGGUGGAGGGGGUGGUGGUGAAAUCAAAUGGGAACUACGUCCCGGUGGCAUGCUUGUUCAGAAGAGAGAGACUGGAGAGGGUGAGGGCGAAGGAUUGAUUACACUCAGAGUCUCAACUGUUUCUCAGUGGCAUAAUAUCACCAUCCAAGCAACUUCAACAUUUGGAGAACUGAAGAUAAUAUUGUCAUUGGUAACUAGUUUGGAGCCAAGAGAGCAAAGGCUAUUGUUCAAAGGAAAGGAGAGAGAAGAUUGUGAAUACUUACACAUGGUUGGGGUUACAGACAAGGACAAGGUGCUGUUGUUGGAAGAUCCAGCUAUCAAGGAGAGGAAACUCCUUGGCUUGUCCAGAGUUCAAGCCAAUAUUGGGAGUCCUUAUCACCCCAUUAGUGUAUAACACUUAAUCAAAUGAACACAUUAUUGUUCUCUACUAACCCCAAUUUAAAAACACAAAAGGGUUUUUUGUGGUGAUGAGAGUUUCACCACUUGGUUAUUAGAAUUAGAUUAUAUAGGGGUCUAUGAUUUUGUAUUUUAUUUUGUUAUCGGUUGGGGACAUAUUAAGAGUGCAAGUUAAUGCACUACUGUAUUAUUUUAAAUAGUUUACGUUAUAAAAUGUCGA
This is a messenger RNA of Camellia sinensis, 865 nucleotides long. Its product is annotated as BAG family molecular chaperone regulator 2. NCBI's taxonomy places the organism in Eukaryota, Viridiplantae, Streptophyta, Magnoliopsida, Ericales, Theaceae. Gene Ontology annotation, molecular function: protein binding. The record is from RefSeq and is a predicted model, not a curated record.